AUGAUGAAAUCGAUUCACCUCCGUCAAGCCGGACGCAUUGCUCAGGCAGCAUCAUGCCAGCGACGAGGCUUCACAGUCUCUUCACGUCUACAGAAGGCCACAGCUGCAGAUGCUUCAUCAUAUCUUCUUGAAAACUUUGCCGACAAGUCUGUUAUCCGUCGUCAACUCAUCGACGCCAACCAAUUACAAAAGCUCGCUCUCACGCUUGGCCGUCCCAACCUCAACGGCACAGACGUUUCUGAGAAUGCGCCAGUAGCUGGAACUCCUGUGCCUCCGGGAUAUCAUCUGGCGUAUUUCACGCCAAAUGGCACUGAGGGAGACCUUGGUGCGGAUGGAACAGACAGGACAUUUAAUGCGUCUGCCCCGUUCACGAGGAGAAUGUGGGCUGGCGGAAAGAUGCAGUGGGCAGAGCCCUCAAGUGGUGCUCUCCUUCGAGUUGGAGAUGAGGUUGAAGAGCGGACAAGGCUGUUGAGUGCUGUCCCAAAGAAGAGCCGCUCGGCAGGAGAAAUGGUUCUGGUUGAGGUUGAGAAAGAGUUCUGGGGUCCAAAGGGUUUGGCCUUGACUGAUCGUCGAUCAUGGGUCUUUCGACCUGAGAUUGACCUUAAUGCCAUCAAGGAGCCGCCAAAGCCGCUUGAAAACGUCACUCGUGGUCCAUCAUCUGUGAAGGACUUGGCAACCAAGAGCGAGGGCGCUCCCAUCCGAGAACUUCGAUGGUCACCAGUUGGUCUAUUCAGAUUCUCUGCUCUCACAUUCAACGGCCACAUGAUCCACUACAACGAGGACUGGACUCGCAACGUGGAAGAUCACCCCGGCCUGGUGGUUCAUGGGCCCCUGAAUCUCAUCAAUCUCCUGAACUACUGGCGCGACAUUCAUGGAAACGGAGAGGGUCCUAGAGAUAUCAAGUAUAGGGCCAUGUCGCCUUUGUAUGCGGGUGAGACGUACAACAUCCGGACGGAUGGUGUGCGAGAUGCCGAGGGUGGAAAGGUUUGGGAUGUAUUGGUGGAAAAGAAUGGCACUGUUUGCAUGAAGAGCGAGAUAUCAGCUUAA
Fusarium keratoplasticum is the source of this 1047-nucleotide messenger RNA. RefSeq lists its product as uncharacterized. Gene Ontology annotation, cellular component: mitochondrion. NCBI's taxonomy places the organism in Eukaryota, Fungi, Ascomycota, Sordariomycetes, Hypocreales, Nectriaceae. The record is from RefSeq and is a predicted model, not a curated record. Bases 1 to 1047 code for a protein of 348 amino acids. The transcript is spliced from 2 exons. Gene Ontology annotation, molecular function: (3R)-hydroxyacyl-[acyl-carrier-protein] dehydratase activity.